Messenger RNA from Tachysurus fulvidraco (yellow catfish), 993 nucleotides. Its product is annotated as trace amine-associated receptor 13c-like. Lineage: Eukaryota; Metazoa; Chordata; Actinopteri; Siluriformes; Bagridae. The transcript has a single exon. Gene Ontology annotation, biological process: G protein-coupled receptor signaling pathway. The coding region runs from base 1 to 993 and encodes 330 amino acids. Gene Ontology annotation, molecular function: trace-amine receptor activity. Gene Ontology annotation, cellular component: membrane. The record is from RefSeq and is a predicted model, not a curated record.
AUGAACCGGACAGAGUUUAAUCAGUCUGAUGGCUGUGAUCAUUUCUCCUGUCCAGAGAGAUCUGUAUCUCCUGCAGUUUAUAUCUUACUGUAUGUGUGUUCAGCUGCUGUGGUUCUGCUAACAGUGUGUGGAAAUCUGCUCGUCAUCAUCUCUGUUCUUCACUUCAAGCAGCUUCACACACCAACAAACAUGCUGUUGCUCUCUCUGGCUGUGUCAGAUUUCCUUGUUGGAGCUUUAGUGAUGCCUUCGAUUUUAAGCUGGGUGAUCGAGUCAUGCUGGAUUUUUGGUAGAGACUUUUGCAUGUGUAUUAUGAUGACUGCCUCCUUCCUGAUGACCUUAUCUGUAUAUCAUAUUGUUCUGAUUGCGGUGGAUCGAUAUUUGGCUCUAUCAACCCCAUUUCUCUACAUGAACAAAGUCUCUAUAAGGAUCACUCGUGUUGUAAUUUUUUUUAAUUGGUGUGUAGUGGUGGUCUAUAACUUAGUACUUUUUUAUAUCAAUGGAAACUUCAUGAGCUCUGUUAUGUGCCCCGGAGAGUGUUUUCUCUCUCUGAAUAUGUUUUGGUCUGUACUUGAUCUCAUAUAUUCAGUUAUAUUUCCACUUUCUCUCAUAAUCAUAUUGUAUGCUCGAGUUUUUGUGAUUGCUAAGAAACAUGCCUCUGCUAUCAGAGAGCUUAAUAAUCACACACGGCCUAAAACACAGAAAAUCACCUCACACUCCAUGAAAUCUGAGAGAAAAGCAGCUAAAGUCCUCGGUAUUUUAGUGUCUGUGUUUCUGGUGUGUUUACUUCCAUAUUUUAUUUGCAGUUUAUUAGGUUAUGUUAUUCAACUACAGUCAGAAACAAUUCAGAAAGUUAUGAUGGUGAUUUCUCUUAAUUCCACCAUUAAUCCAGUUAUUUAUGCUCUGUUUUACUCGUGGUUUAAAAGGUGCAUUAAAAUAAUUAUAUCUCGGGAAAUAUUCCAGACAGACUCUGCAUUAAUCAAUGUUUUUUUAUAA